Culicoides brevitarsis is the source of this 770-nucleotide messenger RNA. RefSeq names its product calcium and integrin-binding protein 1-like. Bases 102 to 656 code for a protein of 184 amino acids. The transcript is spliced from 3 exons. The record is from RefSeq and is a predicted model, not a curated record. Gene Ontology annotation, molecular function: magnesium ion binding; calcium ion binding. Lineage: Eukaryota; Metazoa; Arthropoda; Insecta; Diptera; Ceratopogonidae.
GUUUACAUCAGAGUUGUCAAAAAAAGUGCUUAAUUGAAAAAUUUUCCUUUUUCAUGUUUUUCCUGCCGUAAACACUCGAAAAAGUGUUGAAAAUCCGCGCAAUGGGACAAACCAAAAGCCAAUUUACUGACGAGGAACUCAACGAAUACGAGGACUUGACGUAUUUCACGAAAAAGGAGAUUUUAGUUGCACACAGAAAAUUCAAGGCCUUGGCACCCGAAAAAGUUAGUCACAAUAAAAAUGCAAAACUCAGCAUGAGCAAAAUUUUGCAGUAUCCCGAGCUGAAAGUUAAUCCUUUUGGCGAUCGAAUUUGCAAGGUCUUCAGUUCUGAUUACUCAGGAGACUGUACAUUUGAAGAUUUUCUCGAUAUGAUGUCAGUUUUCAGCGAAUCGAGCCCGAAAAGUGUGAAAGCAGAACAUGCCUUUCGAAUAUUCGACUUUGAUGGCGACGAUAUGCUCGGAGUGAAUGACUUGAAGAACGUCGUUGAGCGACUUGUGGGCAAUAAUGACCUCGGAUCGGAUGAAAUUAAGCUUUUGAUACAAAAUAUCUUGGAAGAGGCGGAUUUGGAUGACGAUGGAGCAUUAUCGUUCGCCGAAUUUGAACAUAUUAUCGAAAAAUCGUCGGAUUUUACAAACUCCUUCCGAAUAAGACUUUAAAGACGUUGAAACGAGUGAAAGACAAACCAAAGACAUUUCGAAUUCAAUCAUUUGAUAUUAUUAGGAUUACUUUACGCCGUAUUUAUUAAUAAAAAUUACUUGAAAAAGGACUUU